CGAAAAGGAAAACAGUCUGAACAUGGGACUAUUCGCAGAAAUGUUACCUGGUUUGGAUUUUAAGGAAUUCCUAGGUUGAAAAAUCGGUAGAACGACGUUGGCUACCUGAAAGAUCUAUCACUACCAAUGUGCUCAUCGCCUUGGUAACUUACUUCGUGGAAGAAAAAAGUGUUUCCGAGCAUGCGGGCGGGGUACUGUAAAGUUACCAAUAGGAGUUCAAAGGCGGAUGAAGCAACACAAGACACGAUUCGUCUGUAGGCUACUUUAAAAAGUUGUCUUGUAGAGUUAACUUCGUUUGAUUUAGGUGUAUACGAAGAAGGCUAAGAUCGUUAAAUAAAGAAUUACAUUCCAUUUGAUGGAAAUAAUUCAUCCAGCUAACGAUAAAAGGGAGAGGAUUGGCAAGCUUAAACACAUUCAACGCUCUGCUGCUGCGGGACAUGCGGUCUGCCUUGAAGUUGACUAAAAUGACAGAGCAGAAGUAUGCAACCUGACGACAUAGCUAGCUGAUUAGCGAGCUAGCGACGACCAGGGAACCUAGGAAAAAAUCUCAUUAUAGAAAACACGACGAGCAAUACUGGAUACACAGUGUUCAAAGACACAGUCGGCUACGGGAUAAGUUGUCUGAAGAAAAGGGGAUCUAAUACUGGAAAUCAGUUUUGUUGAAGGAAAAGUUUUCGGAAAACCCAGCUAAGACUGUCAGUAAAUGACUCUCUAGCUGGCAAGGCUAUCGAUAAUAUCAUCGGCAUCUGAAUACCCACAGAACUGGCAACGGAAGCAUGUAACUUGCUUGUUCGCAAACUUUUGUCAAAUUAAAUACAAAAUGUUGUCAGCUCUCAUGAGACGUUGGCUCAACAGGCCCAAGAGGUCCGACAGCCACCCUCUGGCCAGGUUUUACUUCGCGGAUGAAGAGGUGACACGCGUGACGGUGGAGCUCAACGCGGUUGACCUGCGGAAGGACCCCCAGAAAUACCUGGUGCUGCUGAAUCGGCUGCGAGUGAGCCAGGAUCAAAUGCUGCGCUCCAUUGAGCUUGUGAUGGAGGACUGCAUCCCAACACAGAGGCAAAGUCGCGACUACCACGUCAAGUUUCCAGAUGAGAUCCUGCACGAGAACCUGGGCGUGCAGCUGUGGUUCGCUGCUGAGUGCCUUUCGGCAGGCUCCUUUCUGGAAGUGCGUGAGUCAGAGGGGCUGCUGCUACGCCCUUUGGCAGAGAGGAUGCUGCAGUGCCUGGAGGAGGUGAGGCUGCAGCUGAGGGAGCAGAGCCUGGUCGACACCCACAGCUACACGCCCGCAGUCAAAGAGGCCCUCCUGCGCUACGACUCUGCCUUCUCCCAGUUUGAGCUCAGCUAUGUUUCCACAUUGAUCCCAGUGAAGUCUGCAGAGGAGCUACAAAAGCAGCAGGAAAUCGUAGUAUUGUUCUGUGAGACCGUCGACAGAGCGCUCAAACUGGGAUACUUAAACCAGGAGUUGAUUGAUGGCUAUGAGCCGCUUGUCAUGUUCACCAUCCCAAGGCUUGCCAUAAUCUGUGGCCUGUUGAUCUUUCCUGAUGGGCCUUUGAACCUCCAGAAUGGGUCAGAGGGUAUGUCCAGCCUCUUCAGCCCUUUCUUCACCCUACUGCAGAAGAUAAGGGACCUGUUACGCAUUCUGACCAAGGAGGAGCUCUACAUCCUGGAGAAGAGCCUCUGCACGGCAGAGUCCAGCGAACUUCUGCGCUCUUCACCCCCCUCUGGUGGAGCUCUGCAGUCAACGCAAGUCAGCAGCUCCCCAGUUGACUAUGAACCGACGAGGGCCGGGGACUGCGGGGAGUCCAGGCACAGAACGUUUCGUAGCCCGCGCCCGUUCUCUGGCCCUCUUUGUCCCUCGCCGUGCCCUGAGAGCGAACUGUGCCCCCACAGCGCUGCCCUGCCUGACAGCCAGGCAGCAGUCCAUAGUCCCGGGCAGCCCAGGCUGUCUCCCGACAGGCCGGAGGGUCUGCUUCCUGGGUCUCGGUGUGUGCAUUCCAGUCCCCAACCCGAGGAGCUGGCCCAGCACCGGCCAUCAGCUGCAGCCCUGUGCUCCGGCCCCAAGCCCCAGGCGGAGUGCGCAGCCGGGCCGCGUCCCGGGGAGCAGGCCGGCUGUACCGCCGGUCCGCCCGCCCCGGUCAGGGAGCGGUGCUAUUACUACCGCGCUCCGGCAGAGCCAGGCGUCGGCGGCUCUGGUGCAGAGCGCCAGUGGAGGCAGAGGAUGAUGAGACAGAGCUGGCACUGCGGGCAGUCGGCCCCCGGCGCCACAUCACACCACCACAGCAGAGACGGCAGAAGUGGGCAUGGGCACAGUGCUGGCCAGGCUGGUGGGAGAGACAUACUGAGAACAGACUUGCGGGCACGCUACAGCAGCAGCAACGACAUGAUUCACCGACUCUUUGUCUGCAUUUCAGGAGUUGCUGACCAACUUCAGACAAACUUUGCCAGUGACAUGCGAGCGAUUUUGAAGUGCGUGUUUGAACUUAUUGUCUCUAGAGAUGAUUCAGAGGGAUCCAACAUCCAGAAUAAAUUGAUGGAGGAAGAGGAGGUGAGGCGGGGGGAGGAAGGCCCUCGCCCCAGUCAGGAAGAUUGUGAACUGUGUGAGGAUCUGAACAGAGGAGUGUCCAGAACGGGCAAUGCUGGAGGUCCCCCUGUGUGGGUCCCGGACAGUGCCUGUGACCACUGCACCGCCUGCCAGGCCCCUUUCACCCUGCUGCGGCGCCGACACCACUGCAGGAGCUGCGGGAAGAUCUUCUGUUCACGUUGUUCACCCAAGGAGGCUCCCCUUCCACGCUUUGGCCAGCAGACGCCAGUCCGAGUGUGCAAUCACUGUUUCAACUUUCACGUCGUGGGCGAAACAGCACAGCUUUGACUGCAGCCAGUGAAAGCUGAUGUCUUCUGGAAGAAAAGUGCCUUUCUUGAUUUUGGGCGCAGACACGAAUGCAAUGUGUUGUCAGAGACAAUGAGUGCAAUGUCUGAGAAUAUCCUUAGUUUAUACUCUGUGCUCUGUGCCAUAUUGCCACUGGGUAUUUGAUUCAGCUGCUGUCAAACAAAAGGAUAAUCUCCAUAAUAGUCAUGUAAGAAGCUCCAAAUUGCUGUAUAAUUUUAAGGUUAUGUAUGAUCACUUUUAAAUUUUAUACUGGUGACUUGUUUAAAAAAAAAUGCUAGUGGCCUUUCUUUGUAUUUAGUCUUUAAGGCAAUUGUCUAUAAACUCCAUUGAAAAUAGAGUAAAAUUGUUUUCUUUUUUUUGGUAUUGUAUACCACAGUUCACUGAUUGUGUACAUCUUUUUUUCAAGAUGAUAAUCUGUCAGAACAAACUGAUUUUUUUUCCCCAUUAUUUUCCUGAUGGCUUUGCAAUCUGUUGCUGUAAUUAUAUAUUUGUGUGUUUGUCACCCCACUGGUGCAAUAAGUGAUGGGUCUUAUUUUUACAGAGGUAGCCGAACUGAAUUGAAAUAAUUAAAAAAAAAAAUGAAUGCA
Molecule: messenger RNA, 3477 nt
Organism: Megalops cyprinoides (Indo-Pacific tarpon)
Lineage: Eukaryota; Metazoa; Chordata; Actinopteri; Elopiformes; Megalopidae
Product: lateral signaling target protein 2 homolog
Exons: 13
Coding region: 821-2872 (683 amino acids)
Biological process (GO): negative regulation of epidermal growth factor-activated receptor activity
Cellular component (GO): early endosome membrane
Molecular function (GO): metal ion binding
Source: RefSeq, a predicted model, not a curated record